GCGUGCAAGAACAAUCAUGGAGGGAAAUGACGCACAUCUUCCCAGGGGCUGUUCGCUUCGGGAUCAGUCUGGAGUGGAAACAGAACGGAGUGACCGAGCGCUUCCGAAAAGCAUAUCUGCUUCAAGCUGGAGCAAAAAAAAUACGAUUGAGCUAUCAUGCCGAGCGCUGCGAGCACGAAGACAGUGAAAACGUCGAAAAAAGCCGAAGUGACGAAACAGGAGGAGAGUCCGCCUGUACGGUCCAAGGUCAAGACGCCUUCCACUUCGUCAGACUCACAGGGCGAGAAGCGAAAGAAGAAGAGAAAGCAAACAUUCUCGAGCCACAUUUACAAGGUCCUGAAGCAAGUUGCGCAAGACAUCGGUAUCUCGUCGAAAGCCAUGGCGAUCAUGAACUCUAUGGUCAACGACUUUUUCGAAAGGCUAUCGAAGGAAGCUGCUCACUUGGCUCUUCUGAACAAGAAGGCCACCAUCUCAUACAGAGAGAUUCAGAGUGCCGUGCAGCUGACACUUCCGGGUGAUUUGGCGAAGCAUGCGAUAACUGAAGGACGUAGAGCGCUCGCCAAAUACAACUCAUGAUCCAGUCCGCUUCCGACGAAUCGGUGCCCAGCUCCUUCCUACCUCGAGCUUUUACAGAGAUGGUGCACCCUGUUUUUCUGGAAGUUUCAUAAAGGUUGAGAACCUCUUUUAAAGUCAA
Messenger RNA from Galendromus occidentalis (western predatory mite), 694 nucleotides. Its product is annotated as late histone H2B.L4. NCBI's taxonomy places the organism in Eukaryota, Metazoa, Arthropoda, Arachnida, Mesostigmata, Phytoseiidae. Gene Ontology annotation, cellular component: nucleosome. The transcript has 2 exons. Bases 157 to 576 code for a protein of 139 amino acids. Gene Ontology annotation, molecular function: protein heterodimerization activity; structural constituent of chromatin; DNA binding. The record is from RefSeq and is a predicted model, not a curated record.